Scaptodrosophila lebanonensis is the source of this 3343-nucleotide messenger RNA. RefSeq names its product solute carrier family 12 member 8. Bases 468 to 2630 code for a protein of 720 amino acids. The transcript has 7 exons. Gene Ontology annotation, cellular component: membrane. Lineage: Eukaryota; Metazoa; Arthropoda; Insecta; Diptera; Drosophilidae. Gene Ontology annotation, biological process: cell volume homeostasis; chloride transmembrane transport; chloride ion homeostasis. Gene Ontology annotation, molecular function: potassium:chloride symporter activity. The record is from RefSeq and is a predicted model, not a curated record.
AACCACAACAUAGGUAUCGAUGACAACCAGCGCGGAUUUUAUAUAUGAAAAUUGCGUUUAUUUAACAUAACGCGUAUUUGCCAAGUGCAUUUUCAUUCUCGACUAUCAUUAAAAGUCUAUAAUGACGCAUGCAGCUGCGUUAAUGAGCCGUAUGUGAACUAAAGUGCUUCUGCUGAACUCCUGCUGUUGUUGUUUUGGUUGUUUGCUUGCGUGGUAUUGGAUAAACAAGUGUACAAAAAAUUAUAAUAAUACAAAACCAACAACAACAACAAAAACGAAUCAGUCUACGCCGUGAUUAGCAAUCACCUGUGAGUCGUCACCUGUGCGCGGUAUCAAACAAUAGAUCAGCAAAAGCCGAUGAACAACCACUGACGUUGAAAACGACGACAUUUACGACGGCGGUGGUGCGACGGUGACGGACGGUGGGCAACACCAACGCAGCGAAGAGAAAGACGGAGGCGAAGAGUAUGAGUAAUAGCGUUGAAAGCAACGGCGGCGCAAGACGCACCGUCGAUUGGCAGCGCUUUGGACUUGGUGGCGAUGACGAGGGUGAGGUCACUGUGGCAAACUUUCGCCAGCGCAACAACAACAAUACAGGCGGCUUUGUCGAUCUGGGUAAUGAAUACACCUACGCGGCUGGCGGUCAUCAUGCAUCCGGAGCCAAUGAGAUCUUUGCUGGCGAACAGGGCGACAAGCCAUGGUGGCGCUCCAACUUUUUCAUAUCUCAGCCGGUGCUUUUUGGCACCUGGGAUGGUGUGUUCACAUCCUGCCUUAUCAAUGUAUUCGGCGUUAUUGUGUUUCUCCGCUCUGGGUGGAUUGUGGCCCAGGCAGGUAUCAUUAAUGCCGUACUCAUAAUCUUCUGCACGGUUGUAAUUGCGCUGGUCAGCGUGCUCUCGGCCAUCGGGAUCUGUGAGCGAUGCCGCGUGGAGAGUGGCGGUGUUUAUUUCCUUAUAGCACACACGCUGGGCUCCCGUUUUGGGGGUGCCCUAGGUCUGCUUUAUUGCUUUGGUCAGGCUGUCGGGUGUGCGCUAAAUGUUAUGGGUUUUGGGGAAUCCAUGGCAGGCCUUGUCGGACUUGCGGGCAACAAGUGGGCCAUUCGAGGAUUUGCAACGGCUGCUGUGCUGCUUCUGGGCUGCAUUAAUGUCGCCGGAGUUAAGUGGGUCAUUAAGUUACAAUUCAUUUUGCUAAUGAUUCUGCUGAUAUCCGCGUUGGAUUUCAUGGUUGGGAGCUUUGUGGGCGAAGAUCCGGAUAAUGGCUUUACAGGCUGGGUCAGCAGCAAUUUUCUGGAUAAUCUUUGGCCCAACUAUGAAAAUGGGUAUUCUUGGUUUCGCGUCUUUGGCGUCUUCUUCCCCACCGUCACUGGCGUCUUGUCGGGUAUUAAUAUGAGCGGCGACUUGCGUGCGCCAUCUACAGAUAUUCCGAAUGGCACAUUGGCCGCCUUUGGAACCUCCACCUUUUUGUAUUUGGUAUUCGUGCUAUUUUUAGGCGCCACGUGCCAACGUGGAGUGCUUCUUAAUGACUUCCUAAUCUCGGUGAAGGUCUCGGCUAUUCACUUUCUGCUGCUCGCUGGCAUAUACGUGUCUAGCAUGUCCUCGUGCCUGGGUGCCAUGUACGGCACACCACGUGUUCUGCAAAGCAUAGCCAAAGAGAGUGUUAUACCGGGCAUCGAUGCUCUGGGCAAGGGUCGUGGACCCAACAAGGUGCCAUUGUAUGCAAUGGCUGUUGUGGCUAUAGUUACGGUAUCAUUCAUCAUUGUGGGUGACAUAAAUUUUUUGGCGCCUAUUGUGACAAUGCCUUUCCUGAUGACCUAUGCUUGCAUAGACUACUCCUAUUUUGCUUUGGCCCAAACUUUUGAUAUACAGGAGCAGCGCGAGGAACGUUUCCGCAUACAGGCCUCAAGUCCAAGCUAUGAGACCCGUCGCUAUGGCAGCGUUUCGGAUGCAGGCAAUGACUUGGACCUGCUGUUCCCGGAUCGCGUGCGCCACAAAAAUCUCCAGAGUCCACAGAAUUCACCACUACAUCAAACGGCACCCUUGCCGACAGUCACACGUGUGCCUUCCGAACCGUUGGAGCAUAAUGCUGAGGCGCCAACAACAUCUGCACAAGGCCAAGGGCUACCAGAUUCCACCGCCCUGGCUAUAGAUGGCACCAAUACGCAAACACCACCAGCCCACGACAGCGGCGAAGUGGAAGAUGAGAACGAACCCAUUGCGCCCAUUCGUCCGCCCAUUCAUUCCAAAACGAAAAACUGGUAUUCUGGUUUCUGCAAUCGUUGGGCAUCGCUAUUAGGUGCGCUGACUAAGUUGUUAGUGAUGUUGCUGGUCAAUUGGUAUUAUGCAUUGACCUGCUUCCUGGUGGUCUUCAUUGUCUGGUUCUAUGUAGGAACAGCCAAUCCCGCUGUCAAGCCUGGACUAACGGCAGAGUUCAACUUUUUCGCUUGGCUCAAAAGUGUCAUUUUCAGAUGUUUCGGGAAGCGGAUGCAUGAGUACGAGCAAAUUGUAGUGACACCUUCCUGUCCGGGCGUGGAUCUGUCGCCCACCCAGCUCAAUGAUGAGAAUGAAGAUUUUCAUCCGCGUCCCAACUAUCAUCAUUCGUCGGUGAUCGAAGGUCGCCUGAUUGAUGAUAUAUAGGGCGGAAAUCUGGGUAAAUGCCGAGUGUGCGGCUGUGGAAAGCAAUAUUUUUCAGUGCAUUUUCUAAAUAUUAAAUUAUAUAUAUAUAUAUUAUAACUAUAGUAUAUAUAUAUAUAUAAAUAUAUAAGUGUAUGUAAGCAUAUCCUACAUAGGUGCUUGUGUGUGGAAGCCUAGGCAUUGUAGGCACAUAAUGUUUAGUCCACAAUAGACACAUGCUAACAAUUCUGCGUUUUGGGGCACGCACAGACACCAAAGCACACUACCUUUAUAACCCAUCUUCCCCUCGUCCUCUGCAUUAUCAACCUCCCAUACUCACUUUAGCCCGCGCACAGUGCAGUUUUAGCUAAAAGCGUUAAAAGCUAAACUAAAAAAAAAAAAAAAAAAAUUAAUUUUAUAAACUAAUUUAUUAGAUUUUAAUUUAAAAAUUGCUUUUAAUGUGUUCCUUUUUGUCGGUUAAUUUUUUUUCCUAAUUAAGUGUGUAAUUUUUUAAUGUAAUUGAGAGCCUGUAAAUUUGUUGCUAAUAGGUAUGUUUCCGUAAGUUUUGUAUCGUCUCAAAGCACACACAGCAUAUUUGAGGAAACAUAUGUGAUACUGAGAUAAUAAGUAAACAACCAAAACACAAAACAAAUUUGAAAUUGGCGCGUUUGCGUUUAACACACACACACUUUCAUACAAUGUUGAAAAAACAAAAGAACAUGUGAGUUUAAUUUAUA